Molecule: messenger RNA, 1243 nt
Organism: Salvia splendens (bonfire salvia)
Lineage: Eukaryota; Viridiplantae; Streptophyta; Magnoliopsida; Lamiales; Lamiaceae
Exons: 8
Coding region: 1-786 (261 amino acids)
Biological process (GO): DNA repair; mitotic sister chromatid cohesion
Cellular component (GO): chromatin; nucleus
Source: RefSeq, a predicted model, not a curated record
AUGUUAAGCAAUUUAUCGCGAAAAAAGAUCGAUUCGUUUAGUGAAGUCAGUCUUGCAAAAUAUGGUCAGUCAAAGAAGAAAAAGAGCAUGAUUAAUCAGCACAAGGAAGACCUUGAGUUUUCAUUGACAUUAAAAAGGAAAAUCUUGAAAAUGAAGGAGAGAGGACAUGAUGCUCCCAAGAAGACAGGUAAAACAGUUAUUGCUGGAUCAGGAAAGGUGAUUGGCGACACAAACAAAGAAGAAAAACAUCAGCUUUCGCCUAUGGAACUGUUUGCAAGGAAAGAAAGUAUUUCCCAUAAAUAUGUACAGAAAGAUGCUGCCCAAAAGGUCAGGGAAUUUCCUAUGUCUAAACCUUCAAAAGCCAAUUUAGAAAAGGAUAAGAUAUCUAUUAAGAAGAAGUCGAGAACGCCCCGAGUCGAUUUCGGGGAACAGUUAGUCAAUUUAAGGAUACAAGUCUGGUGGCCAAUGGAUGAAAUGUUUUAUGCGGGCACUGUUAAAGCUUUUGAUUCUGAAACAAAGAAACAUCAGGUUUUGUAUGAUGACGAUGAAAUAGAGUUCUUGAAUCUGAGAAAAGAAAAAUGGAAACUGUGUGGUGAUGAAAAGUCUAUGCAAAAACAAGUAGCUGAUCGUUUAUCUCCUUCCAAAGAGCUUAGCAAUGUUGCAAUUAUUCAUCAGCCAAGGUAUCUUUUCUUCCUUAAUACCAUUGGUCUUAGAUUACAGUCCUGGUCUGUUUUACGAACUUCAUCAGGACUAAAGAAAACACAAAAGGAAAAGGAAGCCCAAUGAAGAAACAGCAACAUCAGGCUGUCUCAGUCAUCUAAAAGAUCAAAAGGUGUAAACCUUGCCCUCGGUGUAUCUGAAGACACUUCUUCACCUGGUUUUCAUCAAGUCGUUACUGAAUUUGACGAUGAGACUUGACGUCUCAGCAAAAGAUAGUGGGGUGAAUUGUGUGAGCAAGGAAGAGUCGGAAAAUUUUGAUCUUUGAAAACAGAUGACAGCCACCUCCAAGAAGUUGAAAGAAAUGGUACAAUAUUAUAAACGCAUGGAUGCUGGUUUCUAAUCGUUAUGCAUACCAUGUUGAAGGAUUGCCGAGAAUUUAACUGCUAGGACGAAAACCAUUCGCCGAGUAUGUGACAAGCCGGAAAGAAGCUGUAAUCGGCUCCUUGUGUUUCACAAGGAUUACCCUUGACUACAUGUAUGGAUAGGACACUUACUGAAAGCUGCCUUUUUUAAUCUUUGCAGU